Messenger RNA from Mytilus trossulus (common blue mussel), 471 nucleotides. RefSeq names its product ankyrin repeat and SOCS box protein 3-like. NCBI's taxonomy places the organism in Eukaryota, Metazoa, Mollusca, Bivalvia, Mytilida, Mytilidae. Gene Ontology annotation, molecular function: protein binding. The transcript has a single exon. Bases 1 to 471 code for a protein of 156 amino acids. The record is from RefSeq and is a predicted model, not a curated record.
AUGUUUGCAUGUGGUAAAGGAUGCACAGAAAUAGUGCAAAUAUUGUUAGAAAGAGGAGCAGAUUAUAAUAAAUGGAAUAGAGAUGAGAAGUCACCUUUAAUACUUACCUGUUUUAAUGGAUGCACAGAGAUAGUAAAAAUGUUAUUAGAUAAAGGGGCAGAAUGUAAUACAUUGGAUCAAGUUGGCUGGUCACCUCUUAUAUAUGCCUCUUUUGAAGGAUACACAGAGAUAGUAAAGAUGUUGUUAUAUAGUGGAGCAGAUUGUGAUAAAUGUGAUAAAGAUGAGUGGUCACCUUUAAUGUUUGCCUGCAGUAGAGAAUUCACAGAAAUAGUGAUGAUGUUGUUAGAAAGAGGGGCAGAUUGUAAUAAAUGUGAUAAAGAUGAGAAGUCAGCUUUAAUAUUUGCCUGUGGUAAAGGAUACACGGAAAUAGUUAGGAUGCUGUUAGAAAGUGGAGCAGAUUGUAAUAAAUGA